AUGGUAGGCCCUUUCCAGUUCCGCGUGGGGGGCAAGGUGGAGGAAAACGUUCCGCGAAACAUCCUGGAGAAGAUCUUGUGGCUCAAGGACGGCGAGGUGGCGGCAUUCAAGGAGCGCACGCCGCCCUCCGCGCUCGCGCUCGCGCUCGACGGCGCGCCGCCCGCCCGCGACUUUGUGGGCGCGCUGCAGGCGUGCGAGGCGGAGACGGGCGACGCGCACCCUGAUCGCGGAGGUGAAGAAGGCGGCAGCUUUGAGAAUCUGGAGUUCAUUCGAGCAGCGGGCAUGGGGAGCCCGCUGCUGUGCAAGGACUUCGUGGUGGAUGCGUGGCAGCUGUACUGCGCGCGCACCAAGGGCGCUGAUACCGUGCUGCUCAUCGCCACUGUGCUGCCCGACCAGGACCUGUGCUACCACCCACUCCCUCGUCAUGGCCACCCUCAUCGAGGUGCCUCCCUCCCUGCCGCCCUGCCGCCCUGCCGCUCGGCUGCCCUGCCACCCUGCCACCCUGCCACCCUGCUCCCUCUCUCUGUGUUCCCUUGCCCCAUUACUCUUGUGCACAGGGAGAGGGAGAUGGAGCGGGUGCUGGCGCUGGAGGGGAUCACACUCAUCAGCAUCAACAACCGCAACCUCGGUACGCCCUCCACCUCGCAAUGUGCUCCCCCUUGCUGCGCCCUGCCCCGCUUGCCUGCGCGCUGCCAUGGUCCACAGCACGUGCCGCUGCCCCAUUGGUCCCCCCUUGCACCCGCAUCUCGCCAACCUCCGCCCAUGUACUGCAUGUCCCCCACCUUCUCCAUCCUUCCUUCUAGCCUCCCCCCUCCCCCCUUCCCAGGCACGUUCAAGGUGGACUUAGGCAACACGCAGCAGCUGCUGGCCAAGGAGAGGGGCGCUGCUAUCCGGGAGAGAGGAAUUAUGGUGGUGGGUGAGUCAGGCCUCUUCAUUCCCGGCGAUGUUGCCUUCGUGCAAAAGGCGGGCUGCAAUGCUGUGAGCAGGCGCAUGCCUGCUCAGCUCGCCCUCAUCGUCUCCACCUCUGUCUAUCCUCCGCGCCUGCACCCUCUCCUCCCCUCUUCCACCCGUCUUCCUCCUCAGGUACUGGUAGGCGAGUCUCUGGUGCGCACCAGCGACCCCACAGCCGCCAUCGCUGCUCUCUUCGGCCGCCCCCUCACCACCCACCAACCUGGCCAGCCCGAGCCCGCCCAGGCACAGGCACUGGCAUGA
This is a messenger RNA of Closterium sp. NIES-65, 1212 nucleotides long. The record is from the annotation of a GenBank genome assembly. Lineage: Eukaryota; Viridiplantae; Streptophyta; Zygnematophyceae; Desmidiales; Closteriaceae.